AUGGAGGAGGAGGUAGACUUGGAGGCUGUCCGGCCGCCCUACAUUCAUGCAAUGUUAGCUGGCGGCCUAGGAGGGACGACUGGAGAUAUGUUGAUGCAUUCUUUGGACACAGUCAAAACGAGGCAGCAGGGCGAUCCGCACAUGCCCCCGAAGUACACAUCCAUGGGGUCGACAUAUUACACAAUCUGGCGGCAAGAAGGAAUAAGAAGAGGCCUAUAUGGAGGCGUGAAGCCAGCCUUCCUAGGCUCCUUCUCUGGAACCGUGAUAUUUUUCGGGACAUAUGAAUGGAGUAAACGACAUCUGAUAGACAUGGGCGUUGCGCCGUCGAUAUCCUAUUUCACGGCUGGCCUCGUCGCAGAUCUAGCAGCAGCCCCCGUUUACGUCCCAUCUGAAGUCCUCAAGACCCGCCUCCAACUCCAAGGCCGACACAACAACCCUUACUUCAAUUCGGGCUACAAUUACCGAUCCACUAUUCAUGCUGCAAAGACAAUCGUAAAGACUGAAGGAUUUUCAGCCCUCUUCUACGGAUAUAAGGCAACCCUUUGGCGCGACCUUCCAUUCUCAGCCCUACAAUUUGCCUUCUACGAGCAAGAGCAAAAAUGGGCCAAGGCAUACGUUGGGUCAAAAACAAUAGGAUUGCCCCUGGAGAUCUUGACAGCGGCGAGCGCUGGGGGUAUGGCUGGCAUAAUAACAUGUCCCCUGGACGUCGUAAAAACUCGCAUUCAAACUCAGCACAACCCAGACACCCUCCCAACGAGUGCGACAACGUCGACAAUAGUGUCCCAAAAACCAACCUCGCCUCAUGUACCCUCGAAACACCAAAAGCCGGCACCUAUUAAGCAAACGCCGCACCAGCACAGUCGGCCCAUUUCAACAUCCUCUCCUUCCACGGCGCUCAAGAACCACUCGGCCGCAACCUUGGACACGUCAUCAGUGUUAACAGGAUUGAAAGUCAUUUAUAGAACGGAGGGUUUCGCAGGAUGGUUCCGUGGUGUUGGCCCUCGUCUAGUCUGGACGAGCGUGCAGAGUGGCACCAUGCUCGUGUUAUAUCAAACCCUUCUACGGUUCUUCGACGAACAUCCCCUAGUUUCAAAAGACGACGCUUUGUUAUAG
Messenger RNA from Mytilinidion resinicola, 1113 nucleotides. Its product is annotated as mitochondrial carrier protein. The coding region runs from base 1 to 1113 and encodes 370 amino acids. The transcript is spliced from 3 exons. NCBI's taxonomy places the organism in Eukaryota, Fungi, Ascomycota, Dothideomycetes, Mytilinidiales, Mytilinidiaceae. Gene Ontology annotation, molecular function: magnesium ion transmembrane transporter activity. The record is from RefSeq and is a predicted model, not a curated record. Gene Ontology annotation, biological process: magnesium ion export from mitochondrion.